This is a messenger RNA of Musca domestica (house fly), 651 nucleotides long. RefSeq lists its product as uncharacterized. The record is from RefSeq and is a predicted model, not a curated record. The coding region runs from base 1 to 651 and encodes 216 amino acids. The transcript is spliced from 2 exons. NCBI's taxonomy places the organism in Eukaryota, Metazoa, Arthropoda, Insecta, Diptera, Muscidae.
AUGAGGCGUAUUAUCGGAGGACAAGCUCUAUUGACCUCCGGUCAAUACCUAUCGAUCUCUGGUCAAUACCUAUCGAUCUCUGGUCAAUACCUAUCGAUUUCUGGUCAAUACCUAUUGACCUCUGGUCAAUAUCUAUUGACUUCCGGUCCAUACCCAUUGACCUCUGGUCAAUACCCAUUGACUUCCGGUCCAUACCCAUUGACCUCUGGUCAAUACCCAUUGACCUAUGGUCAACCCCUAUUGACCUAUGGUCAACACCUAUUGACCUCGGGUCAACACCUACUGACCUCGGGUCAACACCUAUUGACCUCGGGUCAACACCUAUUGACCUCGGGUCAACACCUAUUGACCUCGGGUCAACACCUAUUGACCUCGGGUAAACACCUAUUGACCUCGGGUCAAUACCUAUUGACAUCGGGUCAAUACCUAUUGACCUCGGGUCAAUACCUUUUGACCUCGGGUCAAUACCUAUUGACCUCGGGUGAAAACCUAUUGACCUCGGGUGAAAACCUAUUGACCUCGGGUCAAUACCUAUUGUCCUCGGGUCAGUACCCAUUGACCUCUGGUCAAGCCCUAUUGACCUCUGGUCAACCCCUGUUAUAUCUAUUGACCUCUGGUCAAGCCCUAUUUAAAUCUGAUCAUAACUUAUAG